Marchantia polymorpha subsp. ruderalis is the source of this 1122-nucleotide messenger RNA. NCBI's taxonomy places the organism in Eukaryota, Viridiplantae, Streptophyta, Marchantiopsida, Marchantiales, Marchantiaceae. The record is from the annotation of a GenBank genome assembly.
AUAUAUCUAAAUACGUGUUCUCCGUCCGUUAAACUGGUCUCACCCCGGCUGACUUCCGGUCCUGCAAAGCCCGGUGAAUGCGGCUGGAAGUGUCACAGGACAGGGAGAACGAUGCCCGUGGAAGCGGAAUACAACAGCUCAUCACUUCAAGUUGAGAGAGCUGUGGUCUAAUUUGAUCGGUCUCCAGUCUUGACCAUGAUGGCGACUCCUGCAUCUCGAUCGAAGGCCCUUGCCCUUUAUCGGAAGCUGCUACGAACGGCAAGAGCGUGGCCUGGCCCUGCGGCUGAGAAGCAGUACAUUCUGACGGAGAGUCGCAAUCAAUUCGAGGCAAAUCGGCACUUGGCGCAACCUGAGGAAAUUGACAGGAAGAUAUUUGAAGGAGAGUCGAGGCACGACAUUGCUUGGCACUACAAAAUCCCAUAUCCACGGCUUCACAACUUCUCCGCUGGAACGUUCACCGAGAAACCUUCAAGGAUAGCUGGCCCAAGCUUUGAGAUUCCUUCUGAUGAGAUGGGUACUGUGGACGACAAACCGAGCAAACCAUCUGGACUGAAAGGAAGGUUGCCAAGUUCCAGUCUGACCAUGAGGAGUUGAACAACGAGUAUAGCAAUUGAUACAUUAAGCUGCAACCAGUGCAUUUUGGCCGAACGAAGGGUUCCCCAUUGGUUGGGGAUGUUUGUUCUUAGGGAUAAUCACGUUGUGUGCUUAUUGAACAGGCUUAGUCAGCCAUUGGACUGUCAUGUCAUGUACAUAUACUCACUGGUCUAAAAGAUAGAGCGGUAAGUUCAAACACAUGGUUGAGCUAAAGCAAAUUUUGGUCCCCAUAUUGUUGCGAGAUAUCACCUGGGAGUGCUUCUCAUUGCUCUUAGUGGGGCUUAUAGCCGGGCCUUGGCAAGCUGCUCAGGUGUAACGAGGUGUCUAUGGUUAGAGGAUGCGUUGAAUUGGAGAACUGAUGUAAUCCUGAAGAAGUUUGAUAAGACUGGAUAUCUCGGUGGUCUGUUGGAGCUAUUUUCGGGAUUGUAAAGCUAUAUAGUGGGGCGAGAUUGAUGAUGCACAGAAAGACCCUCAGUGCAAACUUGUCAUUUCAUCUUGUCGGUAAAAUCUGAAGGUCGCUCUCUUCCU